This is a messenger RNA of Miscanthus lutarioriparius, 2346 nucleotides long. The record is from the annotation of a GenBank genome assembly. NCBI's taxonomy places the organism in Eukaryota, Viridiplantae, Streptophyta, Magnoliopsida, Poales, Poaceae.
AUGUUGAAUGAUACGAAUAGUAGCAGUGGCACCACCACGGAUGCAGACAACGAAAGCAGCAGCUUCACUGUCAAGAACAGUGCCAAAGAAAGCAGCAGCAAGCAGAAAGAAAUUGACGAAUUGUACAGAGUCAUUGAACAGAAAGUGUUCGGUCGAGACAAGGACCGUGCGGAUAUAAUUAGGAUGCUUCGUGAGGGACCAGAUACCUAUGCAGCAAGCUCCAGCACCAGUAAACCUUACUCUGUGAUUGGCAUAUAUGGCAUUACAGGUUCUGGGAAGAGUACCCUGGCACAAUAUGUUUGUGACUAUGAGAAGAAGGAAGGACAUUUCGACCCUGUCAUGUUCGUUCUUGUGGGGAAGACAUUCAGCGUGGGUAAUAUAUUUCGUGAUAUGCUUGAGCAGAUCACGCAGAGCCGGCCCUCUAAAGACAAUGAUCUUAAAAGUCUAAAAGAAGAGUUGAACAAAGAGCUGAAAGACAAAUGCUUCUUGUUAGUACUGGAUGAUGUCUGGGUCAACAGUGACAAUAUGAAGGAACGUCGGAUUCUACUUGAGGUGCUUCUUGUUGGGCAGAGUGGAAGCCGAAUCCUGGUGACAGCUCAAAAAACAAAUGCAGCUGCAGCUUUAGGUGCUCAGGAGAAAAUGCAAAUCCCAAUACCUGAUUUAGAGGAGGAGCAGUACCUCUCAAUGUUCAUGCACUAUGCCCUAGAAGACAGUCAAGUCACAAGGAAUGAGUAUGAAAGAUAUAAAGCCAUCGGGAGAAAAAUUACAAAAAAGCUUCGUAGAUCACCCAUUGCAGCAAUAACAGUGGCAACACGGCUUAAGAGCGAAAGCAGAAUUGAUUUCUGGGAAAGAACAUCAAACCUUGAUGUGUUGGAUGAAACAAUGGGAGCUCUUUGGUGGAGCUAUCAGCAGCUUGGUGUUGACAUCAGGCGAUGCUUUACAUACUGCAGCAUUUUCCCCAAAGCAUAUAUAUUAGGACGGGAUGAGAUUGUUGACCUGUGGAUAGCACAAGGGUUUGUAAACACCAGGAGUAACGGAACAGAGGAACUGGAAGAUAUAGGACAGAGCUACUUUGAUGAAUUACAGACAUUCUCAUUUCUGCAAGUACGACGAAGAAGAACCAUUUUGGGCAAGGAGGCAGUGGAUUUCACAAUUCAUGACCUGCUACAUGAGUUGGCAGAGAGGGUUUCUGGUAGUGAGUUCUAUAGAAUUGUUUCGAAUGGCUCACCAAAAGAAAUCCCGCGAGGGGUUCAUCAUCUCUUCAUUGAGACCAACAAUGGAUCAGAGAUUGUUGAGAAAAUUUUGGACAUGGGAAAUUUGCGCACCCUUAUCAUUCAGGAGCCUAGGGACACCAUGGAAAAAUAUCAUGACUCGGUAAAAGUCAUGGAUCGUUUAUUCAUGAGUCUGAGGAAACUGCGGGUGCUGAUUGUUAUGCUACAGCAUUGUAGAAACGAGUUGUCAGUCCCAGUAUCUAUUUAUCAGAUGAAGCAUCUACGUUAUCUCCGUCUUGAUUUCUUUGUUCGCCAUCUGAUUUUACCAAGCACAUUUAGCAAGCUUUACCAUAUCCAGAACAUAGAUAUUCCUUGCUUCAGAGCAUACUCUCCUGAAAAUAUGUCUAAUCUAAUCUAUUUGCGGCACAUCUCAGCUUCGCUUUCUUUCCCCAACAUUGGAAGGCUGACGUCACUCCAGACAAUGAGAAGCUUCUUAGUGAAGGAGGAGGCACAAGGGUAUGAAUUGAAGCAGCUGAUGCAUCUGAACAAACUUCGAGGCUCUCUAAUUAUAUGGGGGCUUCAGGCUGUCGGAAGCAAAGAGGAAGCUCUUGAAGCCCACCUAUGCAACAAGAAGCGACUCAGAGAACUGGAACUGAAUUUCGACUUGGAUAAGUGUUUUGGUCCAGACGUGGAAGCAGAGGUACUUGAGGGCCUUUGUCCCCCAAAGGAUCUUCAAGAGCUCAAAAUCUUGUUCUACAACGGUUCAAGGUAUCCUAGUUGGGUGUUGAGUGGCCACCAUCCAGAUGCCCCAAAGCACCUGCACAAACUUGAACUCUACAAGUGCAGCCAGCUGGCAGCUAUUCCUGAAGAUAGUGAACUCUUCAAUGGUCUGCGUGAGCUUCGCAUUUACUAUUGUGACUGGGACUGGUUGCCGGAAAAUAUGGAGUACCUCGUGUCGCUCCAGUCACUGUGGAUUUGGAACUGCCAUAAGAUAGAGCUUCUUCCGACGCUGCCCCAGCAGGCUCUUAAGAGGAUUGAUAUCCAUUUGUGUCCCGUGCUCAGUAGAACCUGCAAAGAAGUGGGACACCCAAAUCGGAAUAUGAUCAAGCACAUUCCUGAGCAACGCAUUGGGUAA